AUGUCUGACGAGCCGACUACCAGCGGUCAAUCCGCGCCUGCCGCGACUGAGGAGGUGGAGAAGAAGGUUGAGGGAACCUCUCAUGCUGCUGAAGCUUCUGAGGCGCCCGCGACUGCUGCCAGCGACGCGAAACCAUCCGAGUCUGAGGCAGCUGCCAAGGAGACCACCGAGGAGGCGCAGAAGGAGGACUCCAAGAAUCAGGAUUCUGAGACCAAGGAAGCGGAAUCAUCCGGCAAGACAGACGAACCAUCCAAGGACGAGGACGCGGACGUCGAGAUGAAGGACGCGACAGAUGGAGCUGAGACGAAGGAGGCAUCUGACCCCGUUGCCGAUGAUGCUGAGCAAGCGCCUGCUGCCGACGCGGACGCUGCUGAUGUGACAGCUGACAAGUCCAAGUCGCGUCGGAGAUCGUCCGGUAUUCCGGAACACAAGGGCAAGAAGCUUAGCAAGAAGGCAUCCAAGGCGAAGUUCUUCAACACCAAUGCGCAACCUGGCGACCACUUCCUCGUCAAGCUUAAGGGAUACCCUCAAUGGCCCGUCAUUGUCUGCGACGAGGAAAUGCUCCCCGAGACCCUGCUCAAGAGCCGUCCCGUCACGGCGAAGCGUGCCGACGGCACGUAUCGCGAAGACUUUGCCGAUGGUGGCAAGCGCCAAAAUGACCGCACAUUCCCCGUCAUGUACCUCCGGACCAACGAAUUCGGUUGGGUACCAAACUCUGCUCUCCAGGAGCUGAACUCCGAAAAGGCGACCGAGCUCCUCACCGACAAAGUCAAGAAGGUCGAGCUACGUGAUGCUUUCGAGCUCGCCAUUGAGCAACACCCGCUUGAUUACUACAAGGACGAGCUUCAGAAAUACCAAGAUGAACUGGCUCAAAAGCAGGCCGCUAAGGAUGCCAGAGAGGCCGCGAAGAAGAACAAGAAGAAGACUCCUGCAGUCAUUUCGGACGAUGAUAUCGACAUGGCUGACGCCGCGGAUGAGGAAGAGGAGAUCCCCGAACCCAAGGAGAAAAUCAAGUCCAAGAAGAGAAAGGCCGACGAAGAAGCUAUCAGCACUCCGGCACGGACUGAUUCUGCUAAGAAGCCCAAGAUCAAGCUGAACAUAUCCUCAACUCCUAAGACGACGAACGGAACAGCUACACCAAAGUCGGCUAAAGAGUCAGCCGCUAAGCCUGCGAAGUCCAAAUCAUCAAAGAAGGAUGGCGCCGAGAAGAAGGCGGAGAAGGAAGUACCCAAGGAGCCUGAACUUACCGCUGAAGAGAAGCACCAACGCAAGGAGGCAAGUAAAGAUGAUGACAUGAAGGAGGUUCUCUUCUUGCGCCACAAACUUCAGAAGGGCUUGCUCACCAGAGAUCAAGAGCCCAAGGAGGAAGAGAUGAAGAUGAUGUCAGACUACAUUACUAAGCUUGAGAGCUUCCCAGACCUUGAGGUCUCGAUUAUCCGGGCGACCAAGAUCAACAAGGUCCUCAAGGCUAUCCUGAAGCUUGAUUCUAUUCCUAAGGAAGAGGAGUUCAACUUCAAGAGCCGUUCGCAGACGCUCCUCGACAAGUGGACCAAGAUUCUCAGCGGUGGCGAUGCAGCUGCCGCGCCCGCUGCGUCCGCAACUCCGGCUCCCACCAACGGUGUAAAUGGCACCUCUGGAAAGACGGAGGAGAAGAAGGAGACUUCUGCUGCUCCUAACGGUGCUAAAGAGGAGAGCAAGGAAGCUGAAAAGUCUGAGGAAUCUGAGAAGCAGGCCGAAAAGGAGGCAAGUGCCAAGAAGUCCGAGGAGCCUGAAAAGGCAGAAGAAAAGCCCGAAGAGGCCGAGAAGCCUGCUGAAGAGCCUAGUGAGAAGGAGGCAUCUGCGGCCCCGGAAACGGAUGAGGCUAAGGCUUAA
Molecule: messenger RNA, 1872 nt
Organism: Colletotrichum godetiae
Lineage: Eukaryota; Fungi; Ascomycota; Sordariomycetes; Glomerellales; Glomerellaceae
Exons: 6
Coding region: 1-1872 (623 amino acids)
Source: RefSeq, a predicted model, not a curated record